Messenger RNA from Mycena indigotica, 1260 nucleotides. RefSeq lists its product as uncharacterized. The record is from RefSeq and is a predicted model, not a curated record. The transcript is spliced from 5 exons. Lineage: Eukaryota; Fungi; Basidiomycota; Agaricomycetes; Agaricales; Mycenaceae. The coding region runs from base 1 to 1260 and encodes 419 amino acids.
AUGCACAACCUCUGGCGACAUGUCUACCACCCACAUGGCUCUUUUGUUCAUCAACCACACAUUCCGAUGCGACUGUACGAGCAAGCAGGCGCAUUCCGCGUGCUACCCUUUUCUGGCGACCUUGAUCCACCCAACAUCGAAAUUUCACCUGAUUCAUCGGCAACCUCGAAUUAUCCUGACUCACCUUUAGCCGCAUGGGACCCCGCGUAUGAGUUCUCAACCUUGGAGUCUCAUUUCGAAGAGGCGGUGGCCACUAUCGAGAAACGGGAAGGUUUGCUGGGGGUAGCUUCGGUUAUGAAGCGAAUUUUGGAGCCUUAUAAACUGGCGUACUCACUUUCCAGUGCGAACACGUUUGCGCCGCUCCGCCAUGCUCACAACCUGGUUUAUGGACGGACUGGUCUAGGCACUGUCUACGAUCCCGACAUGUGCCGAGAACCUGACGGGCAGCGCAUGGAGUUCGUUAUCGGAAACGAAUUCCGGUUAGAGCUUGAUGGAGAAGUAAAUCCUGAAAAGCGGAGACCCUUUUCGGGAACUCAUUUCAAUCUCCUCGCAACAGCGCAGGAGUUUCUUGGCACUUGGGAUACCGCAGUGCAUCGCAUGCUUUUGAUGGCUGCGCGAGCGGGGCUCAACCCGACCCAAGCAGCCUACCAACACCUUGUUCAUCAUAACCACGACAACGCGCGGGCCUUCAAUUACCUCCAUCCCAUCCUCUCGCGUGACCAACAUGCUCUCGGCGAAAUCGCUUACCAACAGGUUUACUAUCUUGGCUUUGUGGAGCAGGCCGAGCUCAUGCGGCGCAUUUUACGAAUUCGAUUUUAUCCUCUAAUUGAAGCCAAGCUUCAACAGCUCCGCAAUGACGGCUUCCUCGACAUCAACCAUCUCGCUGGCGACCAAGAAGUCUGGACUCGUCACAUCCCUGGGUUUCGGAGCAUCCUCGACACCUUUGAUAGUGACUCUGAUCCCGGUUCAAGUGAUAUCGAAUUUAUCGACCCAAUGGAUGACCGACUUUUUGCAGCAUCCCCAUCCCCUCCCUUUCUUCAGCCUGAUGACGAAACGGGCAAUAACUUUCUCGCCAACUACACCGAGGCCCAACUUCGUGAAAUUGCUGAUGAGCUCAUCGACUUUGGGCAGGAAUUUCUUGGUGAUGGUGAUAAUUUCUGGACUGCAACGAGAUCUUCUGGGCCAAGGCAUAGGUCGGUGUUCGAUAUAUACCAGAACCUGGAGAUCGACAGCCUCAUCCUGCUUCGCCGCCACAACUAA